GUGCGUCCCGGUAUGUCCGCCUCAGCAAAGACGGGAGCGUAAGAAGCAGAGGGGAGGGUCUCCACGCGGGAGGGAGCAAGGGAGGGACGGAGGGGGCGAGAGAAAGGAGCCAGAACAAGUGCGCCGUCCCGGGGUCUUCAGCACUGCGUUUGUGUCAAGUGCCCUCCCAGGAGCGUGCACGUGUGUGUGGGUGAGUGUGUGUGCAUGUGAGCGGACACCCCCGGAGCCAUGUCAGACCCCAGGGACAUCGAUGAGGACGCCAUCCUCAAGGGCCUGAGCCCAGAGGAGAUCGACCAGCUGGAGUAUGAGCUGCAGGAGAUGGACCCCGAGAAUGCCAUGCUGCCCGCUGGAUUCCGGCAGCGUGACCAGACCAAGAAGAGCCCGACGGGGCCCUAUGACCGGGAUGCCCUGAUGCAGCACCUGGAGAAGAGCGCCAUGGAGCACCCCGACCGAGAGGACCUGGUGCCCUUCACCGGGGAGAAGAAAGGAAAGGCUUUUAUUCCCAAGACGAAAAAAGAGAUCCCUGCGCACGAGCAGAUUGUCCUGGAGCCUGAGCUGGAGGAGGCUCUGAAGAACGCCACAGAUGCUGAGAUGUGUGAUAUCGCAGCUAUCCUGGGAAUGUACACGCUGAUGAGCAACAAGCAGUACUACGACGCUCUGGGCACCACGGGCACCAUCGCCAACACAGAGGGCAUCAACAGUGUGGUGAAAGGAGACCCAUUCAAGAUCUUCCCGGACGAGCCUCCCAACACCACCAAUGUGGAGGAGACCCUGGAGAGGAUCCUCAGUAAUGACAGCAGCCUGACGGAGGUCAACCUCAACAACAUCAAGGACAUUCCCAUCCCCACACUGAAGGAAAUCUUUGAGGCAAUGAAGGAAAACUCACACGUGGAAUCUCUGAGCAUCGCCGCGACCCGUAGCAACGACCCUGUGGCCUACGCAUGUGCUGAGAUGCUGCAGGAGAACACAAGCUUGCAGAGUCUUAAUAUUGAAUCAAACUUCAUCACUAGUGACGGUAUGAUGGCUGUUAUCAAAGCCAUGGCCUCCAAUGCCACACUGGUGGAGCUCAAGAUCGACAACCAGAGGCAGAGACUGGGAGACUCAGUGGAGAUGGAGAUCGCCUCCAUGUUGGAGAAUAACUCCAGUAUCUUGAAGUUUGGAUAUCACUUUAACCAGCAGGGGCCCCGUGCCAGAGCAGCCAUAGCCAUCACACGCAACAAUGACAUGAUUCGCCAGCAGAGACUAAGAUGAGACUCUCUAGAUUAUGAAGUCACCAGUCUGCCUUCCUGGAGCCAGAUCGUGCCAUCGGCCUACAUACCCCCAACACGCUGCCCUCCUCCAUGUCCCCUUCCAGAGGAUCUGGGGCUCUGAGUGCAUGGUCCACACCUCCAUCAUGUUCUGCCAUUUCAUUUCAUGUGCUGUAGACUGCCCUUCUCCAUAAAGACGUGUGUGGGUCAACCGUGAGCCGUGUUUUUUGUGCUUUAGUCUGUGAUCACUGCCAGUCAAAAGUUUGGACACAUCUCAUUUCAUUUUUCUUUUUACGUUGUAGCUUCAUACUGAAGACAUAUGAGGGAUUGUGUAGCAAAGAAAAAAGGUUAAAUUACUUUUACUUAGAUUCCUCCUGAAAUGGUUUUCACUUCACAACUGUGCCUUGUCUAUUAUUUGUGGAAUGCAAAGAGUGUGCAAUGGUCAAACCAAACAAAUUUUCAGAUAUUUCACACUUUCCAUACAUGUUCAUUCAUAAUUUUGAUCCUUUCAGUGACUUUACAAUCUACAAUGUAAAUAGACAAUGCAAAAAAAGUAAUUACAGUAUAUGAAAGAACGUGCCCAAACUUUUGACUGGCGGUGUCCGUGCAUAUCAUCCCAGUCAGAACGCGCCCUCAUCCAUGCCAAAUGUUCAAAGUGGUGCUAUUUGUGGGAAAGAAACAUUCUGUAAAUAAUUGAAUUAAUAAACACUAUAUAUUCUGCUAUUAUUGUA
This is a messenger RNA of Boleophthalmus pectinirostris (great blue-spotted mudskipper), 1978 nucleotides long. RefSeq names its product tropomodulin 4 (muscle) (gene tmod4). Gene Ontology annotation, biological process: myofibril assembly; muscle contraction; pointed-end actin filament capping. Gene Ontology annotation, molecular function: tropomyosin binding. The record is from RefSeq and is a predicted model, not a curated record. The transcript has 10 exons. NCBI's taxonomy places the organism in Eukaryota, Metazoa, Chordata, Actinopteri, Gobiiformes, Gobiidae. Gene Ontology annotation, cellular component: myofibril; striated muscle thin filament. Bases 229 to 1251 code for a protein of 340 amino acids.